Pogona vitticeps (central bearded dragon) is the source of this 3700-nucleotide messenger RNA. The record is from RefSeq and is a predicted model, not a curated record. NCBI's taxonomy places the organism in Eukaryota, Metazoa, Chordata, Lepidosauria, Squamata, Agamidae.
GCAGACCUCCGGCGCUGCCCCGCCAACCCCCGCCCCAUUUCCUUUCUUUGCUCCCGCUAAAGGACAUAUCUCAGCCCGUAUCAUCUCGCUUGUUCCGACUCAAGAGCUGACCUAGCAAAACAACCGCUCGUGGCCGUUUAUGUAAAUCCCAUAGAAUCAAUAGGUCUCCUCUCGUAAGGAACCUGCGAAAGCAAACUGGCCCCUGGCGUUUCCAAACUGCGCCAAAAAGAAAAAAAAGAAAAAAGACGCGCGUGGGCGCAACAGCGCCUGGAGAGCGCAAAUCUGCCUGGCCGGAUCUGCGGCUCGCGAGGAACUUUGGCGGCGUCCUCAGCGCCCUCCUCCCGCUCUAGUGGCGGCUGCCGCGAUUUGGCCGCGGCGGCCAGCCACAGGACAAAGGCACGUUAACACGUGAUGGCUAGGGAGCUUCAUAAAUGGGACCGGGAGAAGGAAAGAAGGGGUGUGCUUCGACGAGGCAAGCUGUGAAGAAGGGGAGACGUCGGGCUAGCGCAACAGCCGUAGCAGCCGCCGCAGCAGCAGUGGAGGAGGGAGGAGGAGGAGGAGGGAGAAGCCUGGGCUUCAGCGAGGGCGGUGCGCGACGCUUCUGCUACUGCUGCUUCUUCUCUCAGAGUGGCAACAGGGACAGUGCCGAAGAGAAGCACAUGGCGAGGGACGCGGACGGCCGGGGCCGGCGCACGACUUGACUGGCUGAAGAAAAAGGGAGCGAGUCCUUCAACCGCCUGCCUGCCUGCCUGCCUCCUACUCUCCCUCACCGGCUGCAGCACCGCCUUCUCUCUACACCCCCCGCUCGCUCCCCAGCCGCCCUCCCCGUCCAACCUCUCUUCUCCUCCCCUCAGCCAGCGCUACCUAGCGGAGAAGCUCGCCCGCAUCCCCGCUGAGGUGGCGCGCGUCUCUUGAGGAGGGCAGGAGGAGAGCUGUCCGCCGGAGAGCACGAGGCGCGCCAAGCCAGCCCAGAACAAGGACAACCGCGCGCUCUGUGCGUCUUCUUGCCUCCUCCUCAGCCGGCGACCUGGGGGCGACGGUGCCAUGUGAAGGAGGACAAAGGAACCAAGAAAGUUACAAAAUGUAUGCACUGGGAUUACGGUUGGAAAGUUUGCAUUAGAACCAUUACUGCUGCUCCUUCCACUAUGUGUUGUUGACAAAACAAAGGAAACCUGUGAUUUAGAGCCAAAAACAGAUGUUCAGACAUUGCUGCUUUGAAGAACUGCAUCUCUGGAGGAAGAGUGUACUGCUGCCUUCUAAUUGCGAAGCUAGCAUCUUCAGUCGUUCAGCCCUGAGGGUGUUUAAUAUUUUUAUUGUGAAAUUGCCCUGCGUCUUUCAGAUAAAUUAAUGGAUCGCUUGACAUACUUUCCCCCCAAGCCUGCGUAACUGAAACCUGAGGUUAUGAAAGCCAUAGAUGGCCUCGCAGAUACGACCUUCAGAACGGUUACAACAGAUCUUCUUUACAUGGGUUCUAACGAUAUCCAGUACGAAGACUUUAAAAGCAACAUGGCUUCCAAGUUAGAAUACUACUCGCAGAAAUUCCCUCUUUCUUUCCGAGGUGAUUUUCACCCAAAAAUGACUGCAGGAGAAGAUGCUGUCUUGGGGAUUCACCAAUCAGAUCAGAUCAAUCUUACAGAUUUCUACAACAAGAGCCUGUCCACCUUCAAGGACAAUGAGGAGAACAUACAGUGUGGAGACAACUUCAUGGAUAUGGAAUGCUUUAUGAUUCUAAACCCUACCCAGCAGUUAGCCAUUGCAGUUCUUUCCCUUACCCUAGGCACCUUCACUGUCCUGGAAAACCUCCUGGUCUUGGUUGUCAUCCUCCAGUCCCGAAGCCUCCGCUGUAGGCCUUCCUAUCAUUUCAUCAGCAGCCUGGCAGUAGCUGAUCUCCUUGGCAGCGUGAUCUUUGUCUAUAGUUUUGUUGAUUUCCAUGUUUUCCAUCGGAAAGACAGUCCUAAUGUUUUCCUGUUCAAGUUGGGUGGAGUUACAGCUUCGUUCACUGCCUCAGUUGGCAGUCUUUUCCUCACUGCAAUAGACAGAUACAUAUCUAUACACAGGCCCCUCUCUUACAAAAGGAUUGUUACUAGGUCCAAGGCUGUUGUAGCAUUCUGUGUGAUGUGGACCAUAGCUAUUGUAAUAGCUGUCCUCCCUCUGCUCGGCUGGAACUGCAAAAAGCUAAAUUCUGUUUGUUCAGACAUAUUUCCACUAAUUGAUGAGAACUAUCUGUUGUUCUGGAUUGGAGUCACCACUGUACUCUUGCUUUUUAUUGUGUAUGCCUAUAUGUACAUACUGUGGAAGGCUCAUAGCCAUGCUGUUAGAAUGCUUCAGCGUGGUACUCAAAAGAGCAUGAUCAUUCAUACUUCAGAGGAUGGUAAAGUGCAGCAGGUCUCCAGGCCUGAACAAACACGUAUGGACAUCAGGUUAGCCAAAACCUUAGUCCUCAUUCUUGUGGUUCUGAUCAUCUGCUGGGGUCCUCUACUUGCAAUCAUGCUCUAUGACGUCUUUGGGAAGAUGAACAAGCUUGUCAAGACUAUCUUUGCCUUCUGCAGCAUGCUGUGUCUGCUGAAUUCCACAGUGAAUCCCAUUAUCUAUGCUCUCAGGAGCCAAGACUUGCGACAUGCUUUCAGAAGCAUGUUUCCACCUUGUGCAGGGACCGCACAACCUCUGGAUAACAGCUUGGAGUCUGACUGCCAGCACAGACAUGCUAACAAUCCAGGUAAUGUCCAUAAGGCUGCUGAAAGGUGUAUUAAAAAUACAGUAAAGAUUGCCAAAGUGACCAUGUCUGUCUCCUCAGACACAACUGCAGAGGCUCUCUAAAGAAAUCUCAUCCUCACGAGAGCACAAAAUAAGAGAAGGCAAGAGAAAUUCAUUCAGAAAGUGUGCGUUUCUUUAAAUGUAUCAUUUUUAUAUAUUAUUUAUUUAGAGUGGCUCUGGUGCUUUGUUUUGUUUUUUCCAUCUUGAACAGUAGCAAACCUCCCCGUCCCCCAAGUUCUACAAAGUCAAGUAAGGACUCAGGAUGUUUUUAAAAACAGAUUUUCCAUUGGCUAAAUGCUAAUUUGAAUAAUAAGUGCAAAAUCCUAUUGGAACAUAGAACAAUGCCACAUUGAUAAAUGAAAAUAAUCUAUAUGCUUAGAAAGGCAUAUUCAAAACAGAGACAUGUAUUGUCAGCAUAAUCAAAUUGGAAUUAAGUUUUGUAACUAGCUUUAUUUCUAAUGAAAUCUGUUACUUGUUUGUAAGUAGGCUUUCAUAUCCCAUCCCACCCAAAAAGCGGCAGUACUGGAUUGAAGAUGUUUUGUACUGUGUCUUGUGAGAUGUAAUGAUGUUUUAUUGUAUGUUACUGAUGUUGUCUAUCCAAAGUGAUUAGGUAGACCUGUGCGGAAGUAAUGUAAAGUAUGUGAUGAUGUAACACCAACAACACCCCUUGCCAUGAAAAUACUUCCUGUAUUUUGGAAAAUUCCUACGAGGUAUUUUGGGGGAGGGGGGGAAUUACAUUUGUAGUGGUUUUUAGUGAAUUUGAAAGGAAAGGCUUUUUUACUUCAUCUGACUGCAUUUGAAACCCCUAUCACAUCUGAAACUCAUGUAAAUAUAGGAAUGACAGCAACAAAGAUACCUAGGUACUUUUGCAAAAGAAAACAGUGUACUGGUUUGGACAAAGAAAAGGCCAUCUGUUGUCAUAUAGAUUGUUGAGUUUUCAUUGGAC